GGUGCCUCGCCGACAGCAGAGCAGCGUGCCGAGCGCCCGACAUGGUGUCCUCGCGAAACAGACAGAGUGAUGGUGGUGUCCUAUCGAAACGGACGGACGAGGACGUACGAAAUACUCACACCGUACAGGCCGUCGUACGUUCGAAUGUACGAUGGCCACAACAGUUCCGCGGUGGCGAUGGAGAAGGCGGCGCUGUACGACGGCCUGGCCAAGCAACUGGCGGACCUCCACGCGUCGAUCGCCCGGAUGGAGGGAAACGUGGAACGCGCCAUGGACGUGAGCAAGAAGACCCAUCGAAUGAGCCACGCGUUUCUCGGCGUAGUUCAAAGUGGCGCUAAACCACACACAACGGCUCGACAAACGAUGACCGUCGACGCUAUUUACAACGAAGUGACGAAGAAGUACAAGAAGAGCGUGAGUUUUCAGCCCUAGGCGUGUGCGCGCUCCCACGCGGCCUCGCAACACGUCGCAUCCACGUCCUCUGCCAUGGAUUCCCAUUGCCGAGAGUAUCGAUCGAACGUGCAAAAGGCCGUCGCCACUACCGUGCUACGGACGCUCCGUCCAAGUUGUCCUGCGUUGUAGUUGUUUUCGUUCAGUGCUGUAGGCAACGAUGGCCUCACAACUCGGCGGCUUCGUACGUAGUCGUCGUCGAUGUGCCCUUGCUCCUACAUAACCCAGCACGGCAUGCUCAUGUCGUUGACGUCCCGAUGACUCGAAUGAGUUGAUUCUGAUGCCCAUCAUUCGCCGACCAAUGUUUGGGUGGAUCCAGGUUGAAGCCAG
Aphanomyces invadans is the source of this 780-nucleotide messenger RNA. RefSeq lists its product as hypothetical. The coding region runs from base 70 to 432 and encodes 120 amino acids. The record is from RefSeq and is a predicted model, not a curated record. The transcript is spliced from 2 exons. Lineage: Eukaryota; Oomycota; Saprolegniomycetes; Saprolegniales; Verrucalvaceae.